UCAAUUAAUUUGCGUUCAUCAUCCGAAGCCGGUAGAUGCGUAUGGAGUUCUAAUAAUUUUACCGAAAGUAUUAUAUUAACAAAACAUAAUUGGGGAAUUCAACACCUCAACUGAAAUUGUGAUUACAGUUAAAUAAAUAGUGAUCGAACAAAGUGGAGAUAUAAUGCACAGAUUAUUAGUAAUUCUAUGCCUUUCUGUGGCAUUGGUUGCUGGAGGAGAGCAAGAUGUGCUGGAAUUGACUGAUGAUAAUUUCAAUGCUGUGCUAAAAGAGCACGAAACCACACUGGUUAUGUUUUAUGCGCCAUGGUGUGGGCAUUGUAAAAGACUGAAGCCAGAGUAUGCAAAAGCAGCAGAAAUUGUGAAGAAUGACGACCCUCCUAUUGCUUUGGCAAAAGUUGACUGUACAGAGGCCGGAAAAGAAACAUGCGGUAAAUUCUCAGUCAGCGGUUAUCCCACACUUAAAAUAUUCCGCGGCGAUUCAGUUUCGCAAGACUACAGUGGUCCUCGUGAGGCAAAUGGUAUCGUGAAGUACAUGAGGGCUCAAGUUGGACCUGCUUCUAGAAAUAUUAAGUCGCUCAACGAAUUUAAUAAUUUCCUUGACACGAAGGAUACAACUGUUUUCGGCUUUUUCGAAGAUCCAGAUGUAGCCCUAGCUAAAUUGUUCCUCAAAUUUGCUGAUAACAAUCGCGAGAAAUAUCGUUUUGGCCAUAGUAGCGAUGCUGACGUGCUGGCUAAAUUUGGAGAAACUGAAAAGAUUGUGCUUAUCCGUGCACCACAUCUGGCCAACAAAUUCGAGGAAUCGACUGUUAAAUUUGAGGGAUCAACUGAACCUGAAUUAAGUGCGUUUAUUAAGGAGAAUUUCCAUGGUUUAGUCGGCCAACGCACUCAGGAUACAGUACGCGAUUUCAAAAAUCCACUUAUUGUUGCAUAUUACUCAGUUGAUUAUGUAAAGAACCCUAAGGGCACAAAUUACUGGCGCAAUCGUGUUCUCAAAGUAGCAAAAGAAUUUAUUAAUAAAGCGUCGUUUGCUAUUAGUGCAAAGGAUGAUUUCCAACAUGAAUUGAAUGAAUAUGGUUAUGAUUUCGUUGGUGAUAAACCAGUCAUCCUUGCACGAGACGAAAAGAAUCUCAAAUAUGCACUGAAGGAGGAGUUCUCUGUUGAAAAUCUCCGUGAAUUUGUUGAAAAGUUGCUUGAUGGCGAACUUGAGCCAUACGUAAAGUCUGAAGCCAUUCCCGAAAAUAAUAACGCUCCGGUAAAAAUUGCGGUAGCGAAAAACUUUGAUGAAGUAGUAUUAAAUAAUAACAAAGAUACAUUGGUUGAAUUCUAUGCACCAUGGUGCGGACACUGUAAGAAAUUGGCGCCAGUAUUUGAUGAGGUUGCCGAAAAAUUGCUGGAUGAAGACGUAGCACUAGUAAAAAUGGACGCUACUGCCAACGAUGUACCACCGGAAUUCAAUGUCCGCGGUUUCCCGACACUUUUCUGGUUGCCUAAAGAUGCCAAAGAUAAGCCUGUUGCUUACAACGAAGGCCGUGAAGCUGAUGACUUUAUAAAAUACAUCGCCAAACACUCUACAGAGGAGCUUAAGGGCUUUGAUCGUAGCGGCAAACCGAAGAAAACCGAACUGUAGAAGUUAAAGCUGAGAUUAGUUAAAAUCGCGAUAUGAGAAUUUGAAUGUGUUUAAUGCAUAAGCGCGGCAAUUAAAAUGUCAGAUUUUUCCAUUACAUAAGUUUAAACAUUCUGUACACAUCUAGUUCGCUAGUAACGGACGCCUAAUGAGAUGUACUCCUUUCAUUUAAGCAUAACGGUUAGUUAUCAAAUAUUUUUUCUAAUUUCAAUAAAACAUAUUGAUAGGAAAGAACGUA
Anastrepha obliqua is the source of this 1862-nucleotide messenger RNA. Its product is annotated as protein disulfide-isomerase A3. Gene Ontology annotation, biological process: response to endoplasmic reticulum stress; protein folding. The coding region runs from base 164 to 1627 and encodes 487 amino acids. The record is from RefSeq and is a predicted model, not a curated record. Lineage: Eukaryota; Metazoa; Arthropoda; Insecta; Diptera; Tephritidae. The transcript has 5 exons. Gene Ontology annotation, molecular function: protein disulfide isomerase activity. Gene Ontology annotation, cellular component: endoplasmic reticulum.